AAUUAUUGGAUAAUGAAUUGCCUGCUUAGGUCACAAAUAGGAAGCGGAUUAAUUGACAUCUGCCAACCAUAGCUUUUGUCGCUUACAAUGCUCCUGGAGCCGUCCUUAUAUUCUAUUAAUAGCAUACUCAUCUUAGAUAGUGAAGGGAAGCGCAUUUUAACGAAGUAUUAUGACUCAUCGUUUCCAACCGUUAAGCUUCAACUCGAAUUCGAGUCGAAACUCUUCAAAAAAACAAGCAAAACUAAUGGCGCGGAAAUCACGUUGCUGGACGGCGCGACCUGUGUUUAUCGUAACGUGGGCGAUCUUUACUUUUAUGUUGUUGGGGAUGCUAACGAAAACGAAUUAUUACUCGUCAGUGCCCUUCAAUGCUUGUACGAUUCUGUCAGUCAAGCUCUGAAACGAUCAGUCGAAAAGAAAACACUGAUGGAUAAUCUAGAUUUAAUUUUCCUUAUAGUUGAUGAACUGUGUCAUAAUGGCAUACUUUUAGAGUCCGACGCAACCGCCUUAGUGUCUCGAGUUGGUGCAAGGACAGACGAUAUCCCACUUGGAGAGCAAACGGUAGCACAGGUAAUUUUAGCUCCUUUUCGCUAGUAUCUACGUUGAGUAGGUCAGUCUAUGUUUAACAUAAUUUCGUUGUAGAUGUAACUUUAAGUGCGAUUCCUUUAGUCACUACUUUUACAUGAUUUGGUCUCAUAUGAUGAGGUAAAGUGGAAAAAUAAGCCUUAAUAUACAAAAACCAACGAUAUGAUAUACUGUUAAACGCUAAUGGUUUUUCAUCUGUUGAAAAAGCCUGUUUUAUUGCAGUGAAAGGUCACCGACAUAUUGACGGAAGGUUUCCAGUUUGGUUUUCUACUCAUCUGUCAACUGUUACUGGUGUAGAUUCACAACAAAUGCUGCUUCUCUCAUAAGCAGUGUGUUGAGUAAGUGUACCAGUUCUUGAGUUUAAAAAUAGUUGUUUGAGAAACGUGUCUGCCGAAAAACUGCCACAAAGUUUGCUUUUAACCAGCUCAAGUCUAUUCGCUAACUAGAUCAUAAUCACUCAUCUUUAACGUAAAGCCUAGCACAGAUGUGUGUGGACCAAAGUUCUCAUGUCCCAUCAGUACAAGCGUGAACGACAACCUUGCUGUGUUCAUUUCAUUAGAUAAUUUUUAGUCAAUUGUUUUUAAAAUCAAAAUACAUAAAAUUCUUCUUUUUCACAACAUACAGGCUAUCCAAAAUGCAAAAGAACAAAUACGCAUGUCUUUAAUCAAGUAGUUCAGUGAAAAGGAAAUACAUACUUAUUUUCACUGUUUUUUGAUGGGAACUAUGGGUCGGUAAUUGAGUAAUAACUUUUGUAUCUACUCCAACAUUUGUCACAUUACAGUUGUUCAUAUUUAGCAAGUCUUUUCGCACAUACCCUGGUCGCUGCUGGUGAAUUUUUACACUAAGCUAACUAACUCAUCAAGCUUUAUUUUUGUGUGUGCAAUAGCAAACACUAGCUUACAUCAUAUUCUGGCGUUCGUAAAGUACACUUCAAAUCAUUUCGUUGACAACUCAUGGUAAAGGAUGAGCACUACAACAUGGGGUGUUGUUAAGUCACAAAAUCAAAAGUUCUUAGCUGGGUAGACCACUUAAGGCUUUCUAGUUAAGUAUGGCCGUGCAUAUCCAGUUUUCGUUUGUUUUCAAAUUUUCUCAGUGCAUGUUUCACGAGUAACUCCGCUGACGCUCAGUCACUAUCCAGAGUAGCGUUAAGCCUUAGAACACCGUCAACAGUAAAUAACCAUCAGUCAGUCAGUCAGUAACAACGUAGAACUUCGUACAUACGUACAUCAAUUCGAGUUGCGAUACCACAUUAGCACAGAGAUGCAGUUGUCGAUUCAAAUCCCAUAGUGGCAGAGGUAGUAGUACGAGUAUGAGCAGUAAUCGGGAAGAUUAGGGUUUGGAGAUGUUAUUUAAAGAGUAUAAUCCAGUGAAAUAAAUUUGGAAAGAGGAAAAAAGGGACAUGAAGAAUUCAGAAGAUUAGAAUUUGGGAGAACACAGAGUGGAUGAACUUGCGCCAUUGCAAACGAUUUUGAGCCAUGUCAUUCAGGGUCUCUAACCAUCGAUUGCUAUCAUCUCGCGGUCCCCAACCAGGUAGUCUACACCUACCAACAUGACUCAGUUCACUUGUCAGUGACUUCAUGGACUUGUGCCAUGUUUUGGUCUAGCCGCCCCUAGCUUUCUUCCAAUCUACUCCUAUACAACAAUACAUCACACAUCGAGGCAGUCGGUCGUUGGGCAUACGUAACACGUGUCCCAGCCAUCUCAACUGAUGAAGUUUCACUACUUCAUCAAUUGAUUUGCCAUCCUUACCUAGUACCCGUUUCCUAACAACUGCGUCACUUACUCGAUGGUCCCAGGAUAUACGAGCAAUGUUUCGAAGACACCUAUGAUCGAAUACUAGUAACCUACGAAUAUCCUCUACUCUUACCGGCCAUGUUUCACUGCCAUAAAGUAGGACGGAACGAACUGCUGCGCAGUAAACACGUCCUUUGGUUGGUAGACGGAUAUCUCGCCUACGCCAUAAAUGACGCAAGUUGGCGAAAGCUAGCCAAGCCUUCUGUGUCCGUGCUGAGAUUUCGUCACACACAAGAGCUGGUGAGACUUCCAAGAUAAGUGAAGCGGUCGACACGCUCAACUACUUCACUCCCUAUCAUUAGUUCGGGUGUCGAUGCAACCCAAUCCUGAAGCAACAUUUUGCAUUUCGAGGGAGAGUAUCGCAUCCCGAACAUGCUUGCAUUGUUGCUUAGAGUGGUCAGAAGACUGCAUUUUGUCCGCGUCUUCACCAAAUAGAACUAUGUCAUCGACAUAUUCCAAGUCGACAAGUGAAUCUCCUGGUAGAAGUUCAACCCCUGGAAAUUUGGAUGAGGAAAGUGUUAUCUCUAAAAGUACGUCGACGACAAAGUUGAACAAGAAUGGAGAGAGUGGGCAGCCCUGACAAACACCACUUGAGGUAAUCAAUUCUGAUGACAGUUCGCCAUAAGCUCUCACUCGACCAGUUGUGUUCGAGUAGAGAGUCUUUACAAGGUUAAUGUACUUCUUUGGUACUCCUUUCACUGACAAACAUUGCCAUAAAACCUCACGAUCAACGGAGUCGAAUGCCGCCUUAAUGUCGAGAAAUACUACGAUUGUGGGGCGUAUGAACGUGUGUCUGUGUUCUAAAUAACCAUAGUCCCUACUGUGUUUCGGGAUUAGGCUGUCAUUUAGUUCUCUACUGGAAGAUGAAGUUAGAAACUAUUAAUCCACUAGUCCUUUUCGAUAUCCGGAUAAUGUGAAACAUUCUUUUUGAUAUCUUACCCCUACAAAUGUAAUCCGAACGACAGGAUAUCCAAACAGUCUUGCUUGACUACAACUCUUAUCGGUUUGUAGUUACUGACCAUUAAUAGCCAUUCUGAAAACUUGAUUAUACUAUGGAAAUCUGUCAAAAUUUGUUCACACAAUGAAAACUGAAGACGAAAUUCCUUAGUAUACAAUAAUUGGAAUGAAACAAGAUUAUUGGCGUAUGCAUCAUUUAACUACGGAACGUUAAACUCGGUCGGUUAUAUAUUUUUUCUAACGAAGUAUUUUUGUCUAUGUGUUACGCAUAUCAAAAGUACUUACGCCUGCCACCCCUUGUGGAGGAGCAUAGGCCGUCCACCAACAUUCUCGACCGAACUUUGUCCUGGGCAACCCUUUCCAGUUGCUAUGCAUUUUUUGAUGUCUGCUUCCAACUCCCGACGCAAUAUGUUCUUUAGCUUUCCUCUUUCCCUUAUCUCUUCAGGAUUCUAAGUUAGCGCUUGCGUCGUGAUACAAGCGCAACGAUUUAUUUAGAUACAUGGGAUGUCCACAUCAAAAGUAAAUGAUUUCAAAACUUCAGCACCAGUGUAAUCCACAUAAUCUUAUUGAUUUAUAAACACGUUAAGUUACGUCGGGGAUAACGAGUGCACUUCAGAGGUGAAAAAAGACUCAUUCAAAACAAACAUAUUUAUCAAGUUCAUACACAAAAAACACAACGAAACGAUAUUUUAUUGCUGACUAGAGGUAACACGCAAUAAAUGGAUAUUUCUGAACGAAUUACUAGGUGUAGUUAGAACAUCGGCCUUGAGACCAUAUUUCUUAAACAAAACUGAGAGGUCUGUAAAAGAACUGCUAUACAUAAGCUUUUUUAAAUGAGGUUACCUCCGAUUUUCGAAAGAAAGAAGUAAAGAUGCAUUGUUGUUUACUCUUAGUUGUAAAGUUGCAGUCUUCAAAAACGGUUCAUAUACUAAAAAUGAGACUAGAAUGAUGGACUCACCUUCCUUAUCAUACAAACAAUCUGAUGCUAAAAUGGUAUCGAAGAUCCCACCUGACCAGUCGAGGGGAUAAUUCCAAUCUAAUGGAGUAAAAUCAUAAUUUUUGAUUCCAUUCAGCUGAGCAUUAAGAUGUAGUUUAUCCGAAUAUGUCGUGUCUUUAUCAGUGAAUCGAACAUGAAGAGCCCCGAGAAUAGCUGCAGUAAUUCCACAAAGUCCUGUGCCAGCACCGAGCUAUAAUAUAUCAGUGUUAUUGAACAAAACCUAACUUCGAGAACUCGAAGCCCUCUGACUACCUCAGGAUACUUCACCAGAAAAUCAGACAAGGCUUCUGCACACUUCCAGGUAUAGUGACCAUAACCCAGGGAAGAGUUCACUAAAAUAAAUUACGUUAAUAUAAUCGUACCUGAUGUAUAUAUUUGUACUUUGAUCCCUUGAAAUUGAAAUAUCUGUCUCUUAGUAUCGACCUAUAUACAUGUAAAUAUUAAAAUAAAAAUUUUAGUUCGGU
Molecule: messenger RNA, 4794 nt
Organism: Schistosoma curassoni
Lineage: Eukaryota; Metazoa; Platyhelminthes; Trematoda; Strigeidida; Schistosomatidae
Source: the annotation of a GenBank genome assembly